GCCUCCUCAUCAGUGCAGCUAGCAAUGGCGGAUACUGGUGCAGUGGAAGAGUUUAUAGCAAAGAGCAAGAACCUGGCUCCAGUUCAAUCGCAGGAAUCAACCUCAGAAGACUGGGAGAGUCUUGCCCCAGGGGUAGAUCCCACUGACUACCAGCCCAAGGACACGCCCAUUAUCCCGCCCCCUCCUCCUCCCCCUCCUGUUGAUUCCGGUCGUGUUCCUAAUUUACUUUCUGUUUCUGGGAAGAAAGAUAUCGAAGAUUUGUUGGCGGAACCUGGUGUGUGUGGCUUGAUUAAUCUAGGGAACACCUGUUACAUGAAUUCAGGCCUUCAAUCACUUCGCAGCAUACCACAACUCACACAAUUCUAUUUGAAUAAUGUUCAUCCUGUUGCCUCAACUCCAACUAAGAAAGAAGGAGAAGCUGUAGUAGAAGAAGAAGAAGAAAAAGAGAGAUUAGAGAGAGAAAGGGGUCCUGAGGAUCAGAAAGAUGGGGAAGGAGAGAAAGAUGAGGACAAGACUGGUAAAAAAGAUAAAUCUAAAGACAUAAAGACAUUAACACAGGGGCACAUCAGUGCUAGGUUUUCCGCCUUAAUACAGAAGACUUGGGCCGGACAGUUCUCGGCCAUUGUACCACAGUCAUUUAAAACGACACUUGGACUUCGGUAUCCGCAAUUUAGCGGGUAUAGACAGCAAGACUGUCAGGAGUUUUUAGUUUUAUUGCUCGACUGUCUUCAUGAAGAUAUCAUCAACCAGUUUCCAUUAAAGAGUUGCAUGGAGAAGAGAGAUGGAUCAGAUAAUGAAGGCCAAGUUGAGGAGACUCGAUCUGUCAUUACCAGCACAUUUCAAGGACAAUUGAAAAAUGAAGUUACAUGUUCAGUGUGUGGUCAUGUAUCAGUUAAGUGUGAUCCCUUUGUGUAUCUCUCAGUUCCUAUCCCUCACUCUAAUGAACAGCAAAUAACUAUUUUCUGGUCUUCAGUAACUGGAAGCAGUAGAUCAAUUGAAAAGUUAUUGGUCAUCAUUCCAAUAUUGAGUACAGUCAAUGAUCUAAAGACAUCUCUCUGUCAGUUACUAGAAGAAGGAGAAGGAGAGAGAGGAGAAGAAGAAGAUGGAGGGGGUGGUGUGUCCAUAGUACCCGAUAGUGUAAUCUUGGCUCAUGUUAAAGAACACUCAAUAGUAUCUACUCUAGGUAAUGCGUUAUCCAUUAAACAUGUCAUCAAAGAUGAAUAUAAAGUCUAUGCAUUUCAAGUUGGUUCUCCUCCUAGUACUAAAGCAAUACCUGAAGUUACUGCCACUCCUCAACGUGAUGGAUAUGAAAGAAUUACUGAUGAUGAAGUUCCCAUGGAAACUGACUCCUCCCCUCGACAACCAGCCUCUGAAGACGGACUCCCUUUUAAAAUCCCACGUAGCGAUGAAGCUGACGAGGCCACGCCCCUAUUAGAAGAGGCGGAGCCAACAGUAGUUGUUAUGGAGUGGCACUCCUGUGUUAUUUGUUUGGAGGAGAUGGUUGAUAGCGAAUUAUUGACACACUCAGUUUGUGGAGCCAUGAUAUGUGAUACCUGCUUACAGGCGUCUCGGAAUCACUCUGGAACCGAGAAUGGGCUCAUGCCGUGUCCAGUUUGUAAGUCAAUGGUGACACUAGAGGAAGGUUUUGUUCCUCUAGCAGCUCCUGAUAAAUCUGAUGACAUUGUUAGAUUAUUACAGUUGACUGUUCUCUUUCGCAAUAAAGUCGAUGAUACUCAGUGGGUCCUCUUUGGACACCCUUGUCUUCUAAAUGUACCAGCGUCAGCGAGCAUUGAUAAAUAUUAUCAGUUGAUAUCACCUUUGUUACCAGAGCAGUGUCGCCAGUAUCCAUGGUCCCUUGCUCUGACGGAUGGAAAGGGUCGGUAUUGCUCACGCUGUCUGUUUGGUAGCGGCUGUGGUGGGUGUGUCCUUACUAAUGCAAUGACUGACGUAAAUCUGAAACCAGGAGACUUCUUUUCUAUCUCAUUCACUAACUUACCAUCCACUGUAGUACAAGAGGCCGACUCCUUCAGGUCCCACUCAUCUCUUGAUAGUCUUUGGCCGUCGUCUGUUUCCCUACAGGACUGCCUUGAUCUUUUCUCUCAAAAGGAAACGUUGGGACAGGACAACCCUUGGUUUUGCUCGAAAUGCAAUAUGAAUCAGACUGCAGUGAGACAGUUACUGAUAUCACAGCUACCAACUACACUUAUUGUCCAUCUUAAAAGAUUCUUGUUUCAUGGUAACACAGCUAGUAAGGUUGAGACCGGUGUCAAUUUCCCUCUCUCCCUCUCCCUCUCAUCAUCUUCAUCUUCAGCACCAACUGACUACUCACUUGUCAGCUGUGUCUGCCAUUUUGGAACAUUAAAUUCCGGUCAUUAUACUAAUUAUUCUAAACAGCCAGUCUCUCAUAAGUGGUAUUAUUACAAUGAUGAAACCGUGUCUGAGAUAACACCAUCAGAUAAAGAUAACGAGAGUGCCUAUAUAUUGUUCUAUCAUAGACAAGAUUCUAAUACUUUCGAUUUUCCAAGUAAAAAGGACAUUACUUUUCCAACUCAAGAGGAAGAAUUGGUUGAGCUAGAGCCUUUACUGAGAGCCUUAAAACCUAAACCACCACCUGCUCCUCUUCCCCCUCCCCUUCCUCCAAUCAAGAAAUCCUCUAGCACAGGAAACUUGGCUGCCGACACUAGUGAUAAUGAUAUUCAGCUCCAGCAGCAGAUUGCCGCCUCCCUAGGUCUUGAUAUACCAGCCAUGUCCACUCCAGGUCCUUCUCCUUUGAAACCUUCAUCCUCUAACCCGACACUACCUGCAGAACAGUUUUCAGAACCAGUGGUUUUUAAAUCAGCUCAUUUUAAGAGCUUCGAUGCAUCAUAGUAUAAAUAUAAUAAUACUGAUAAUGGAUGAGUGUGACUAGUAGUUUUUGUGAUUUUAUUUUGUAGACAUCAAUAUUGUUAUUAUUAUUAUUAUUAUUAUUCUUAAUGUUUUACAAAUCUACAUAAUGUAUGAUGAAUUUUAGCAUUAAAUCAACCUAUUCUGUUCUAUCUUAA
Amphimedon queenslandica is the source of this 3041-nucleotide messenger RNA. RefSeq names its product ubiquitin carboxyl-terminal hydrolase 10-like. The record is from RefSeq and is a predicted model, not a curated record. The transcript is spliced from 23 exons. Gene Ontology annotation, molecular function: cysteine-type deubiquitinase activity. Gene Ontology annotation, biological process: protein deubiquitination. Bases 25 to 2868 code for a protein of 947 amino acids. NCBI's taxonomy places the organism in Eukaryota, Metazoa, Porifera, Demospongiae, Haplosclerida, Niphatidae.